UUUGAAACUUUUUGAAAAAAAGAAAAUUUCAUUACGAUUUUUAUAAUCACAUUUCAUCCAUUCACUAGAUGGUGUUAGUGUUCGAAUCAUCUUUAGCCACAUGUUGAGUGAAUUCAAGUUGAUUUAAACUCAUUUUUUCAUCAUCAUUAAGAAUGUUUGAACAUCAACCAGAAUGUUUGAUUGAAAAAUUAGAGGUUGGCUUCAUAGAUGAACGUGUUAUUAUUGAUAAUUAUGAUGAGAACCCAAUAGAUAUUGAUAAUGGAGCGAUAAUAUUAUCUGUAAAAUGGAAAAAUGUUCUGAAACGAUACGAUUGGAUCAUAAUUGAAUUGAUUGUCAAUAAUUAUCAAUCUCGACGUUUAGUUCAAACUUUAUUCGUAGAUAACGUGGAAAAUAUUGAUGAAAAAUUUUGCUAUGUAUCGCCACAACUUUGGUUCAAUCUCCGAUUUCAACCAAUAAGCCAAAAUCUGGCAAAUGUUUUACAUAAAUAUCCUUUGAUUGAAUCCGAUGCUAGAAUCAAUGUAUAUAGCUCAGCAAAUAAUACCGAACUAAUCGAACAAAUUCAAUUUAAUCUGAUACAAUCACCAGAUUAUCCAUUCGAUUAUGAUUACGCCGAUGAAUUGAGCUCGUAUUUUUAUUGUGGCAAUAUUAUGAAACAAAGACGAUUAUUGAAAGUGAACGAUAUAAUUGUAAUUAAGAUUAAAGAUGCAAAGUUUUUCUAUAAAAAUGGUCCGAUAUUAUCAUUUCAUCAAAUUGGUACUGUCGUAUAUUUUCAAAUAUGUCGAGUGAAUCAUAAAAUCUCGACAGAAAAUUACUACAUGUUGACAACUGAACCAAACUGUGAUCGAAUUGAAAUGUUUAAAUCUGCCAAUUUACAAUCAAUUGCGCCCACAUUUAUGCAAUAUUACUUUUCGGAUAAUACAAACUGUUUUAAUCAUAAUUUUUAUCAAAAAAUCCUUCGUGAUCAGAUCGAAUAUUUAGCACUUGAAUUUCAGCCAUAUUUACUUCGCAUAUCAUCACUGCCAAUUGGAACAUUUUUGCUCAAAAAUUAUGGUGAUCGAGAAACUUCAAGUUAUUUGGUUCGUUUAGCAGCUCAACAUUGGCAUCUGCAUGUUUUCGAAUGUCAUUCCAGUCUAGAUUUAUUAUGUGAAGUACCACAAACGACUGAAGCAAAAAUAAAAAUUUUUUUCACCAAAAUUCGUCAAUAUGCUCCAUGUGUUGUAUUGAUACAUGAUUUAGAUAUGUUAAUCAAAUCAGACGCAUUUGAAAAUGAUCGUUUAAUAAAUUUUUUUCGACAAUCUUUGUUGGAUCUAAACGUAGGAAAUGUCUGGCCUAUAAUCAUUGUUGCAACAGAUCAUUCCCCAUUACAGAACAAUAAUCCGAAUAAACAUCCCUUAUCAAUCUUAUUCUCUCACAUGAUUCGGCUGAAAAAUCUUGAUGACAUUCAAAGAAAAAAACUUUUUACCAUGGUCAUUAAAAGAAAAUUCAAUUUGCAAAUUCCAGAUGAUUUAACUGAAAAACUACAAAUAAUUGUUGAUUUAAGUAUCGGCCUGAAUCUUGGCCAAAUUAUUGCCAUUAUAAAUAACAUAUUUCGAUGUGUUGGUUCCUCAAGUGAUUUGGAAAAUUUUUUAACAUCAACACAAGCAGCAUUGAAUCGAUUUCGCAAUGAAAACAAGACGAAUUUUACCUUACAAAUACCCAAAGUACAAUGGUCCGAUAUUGGUGGAUUAGAUGACGUGAAACAAGAAAUCUUGGACACAAUCGAACUUCCAUUAAAACUUGGAUUCAAUUUUGAUGAGCUUGGUGUGAAGCGAUCAGGAAUUUUGCUGCAUGGACCACCUGGAACUGGAAAAACUUUGCUUGCGAAAGCUGUUGCUUCCCAAUGUCGAGUAAAUUUUAUUAGCGUUAAAGGACCUGAAUUGAUAAGUAAAUACGUUGGCCAAAGUGAAGAGAAUGUUCGUACCUUAUUUGCACAAGCUCGGGCUUCAUCACCUGCAUUGGUAUUUUUCGAUGAACUUGAUUCUUUAGCGCCAAGUCGAGGACGAUCAGGCGAUUCCGGUGGCGUCAUGGAUCGAGUGGUGUCACAGCUAUUGGCAGAAUUAGAUGGAAUCAGUUCAAGACAAAAGGUGAACAAUGAUUUGGAACCUGUAGAAUCAUCACCGCCUAUAGUUUUUGUAAUCGGAGCCACUAAUCGUGUUGAUCUAAUCGAUUCAGCUUUACUUCGUCCUGGACGUUUUGAUAAAAUCAUCGAAGUUUCUAUCCCUAAGGACCGGCAAUCUCGUUUGGCAAUCAUCAAUGCUCUUGUUAAAAAUUUCCAUUUCGAAGAUGAACAAAAAGGCCAAAUGCAACGGCAUGAAAUUGUCGAUGAAAUAGAAAAAUAUUUACCACCGUUAUUAUCUGGAGCUGAUUUUUAUGCUAUCUGCUCUUCAGCUAUGAUGCUUUGCGUUAGAAGAACAUUGUCCGACAAUGUAAACCUAACCUGUGAUGACGAUGAAAGCGAAGAUGAAGAUCAGGGUCCUAAAAAAGCUUUAAAUGUGGAAUGUCGACUUGAAGAUUUUAAGCAAGCGAUUCGCUCAAAAUAUAAUGUAAAAUUGUAAUGAAAAUUUUUUAAUCAAAUUUCCACUUAAAUAAAUAAUUGUUAAACUAAAAGCCCCAGAAA
This is a messenger RNA of Dermatophagoides farinae (American house dust mite), 2656 nucleotides long. The record is from RefSeq and is a predicted model, not a curated record. NCBI's taxonomy places the organism in Eukaryota, Metazoa, Arthropoda, Arachnida, Sarcoptiformes, Pyroglyphidae.